Anas platyrhynchos (mallard) is the source of this 6405-nucleotide messenger RNA. It is a transcript of the gene SLC5A3, whose product is annotated as solute carrier family 5 member 3. Gene Ontology annotation, biological process: myo-inositol transport; inositol metabolic process; transmembrane transport. NCBI's taxonomy places the organism in Eukaryota, Metazoa, Chordata, Aves, Anseriformes, Anatidae. Gene Ontology annotation, molecular function: D-glucose:sodium symporter activity. The record is from RefSeq and is a predicted model, not a curated record. Gene Ontology annotation, cellular component: plasma membrane.
CGCCCCUCUUCCUCCCCGCUCCCCCUCCGCAUCCCCGCUCCUCCUCUUCAUCCUCUUCCUCCUCCUCCUCCUCGCGCCGCCGCCGAGCCCUGCGAUGCCCCGCUAUGAACUGGCUUUGAUCCUGAAAGCCAUGCAACGGGGUUGGUACAGUAGGCCUCACUAAACUUAGCUGCAACUAAGAAUUUCUCCUACAUCAACUGAGUUAAGGCUGAUGCUCUUGUGGAAUGUGGAUUAAAAGUGCGUGCUAAGUUCCAAAUUUCCAUUUGAGAAGCGGAGAAAGUAAAUGUACCACAACCACCAGCAUCAGGACAGCAAACCAAGGGACAAAGAAUUUGAUCCGCAGUGUUGAUAAAUGUUAACUGGUUCACGUGUUGCUUAAGAGACGUUUGCUGGGGGGCGAGAAGUGGACGUCAGCUGUGCGAAGUCAUUUUGUUUACAAAAAUGAGGGCUUCUUUGGAAACAGCAGACAUUGCCAUUGUGGCUCUGUACUUCGUGCUUGUAAUGUGCAUAGGUUUUUUUGCCAUGUGGAAAUACAAUCGAAGCACCGUAAGUGGCUACUUCUUGGCAGGGCGUUCUAUGACCUGGGUAGCUAUCGGUGCAUCUUUGUUUGUGAGCAAUAUUGGAAGUGAACAUUUCAUUGGGCUCGCAGGAUCUGGAGCGGCGAGUGGAUUUGCAGUAGGUGCAUGGGAAUUCAACGCCUUAAUGCUUUUGCAGCUUUUAGGAUGGGUCUUCGUCCCCGUCUACAUCCGGUCGGGAGUGUACACCAUGCCUGAAUACUUGUCCAAGCGUUUUGGAGGGCAUAGAAUUCAAAUCUAUUUUGCAGCGUUGUCUCUCAUUCUUUAUAUCUUCACCAAACUUUCAGUUGACUUGUAUUCAGGGGCACUUUUUAUUCAAGAAUCGCUAGGUUGGAACCUCUAUUUGUCAGUAAUCCUCCUUAUUGGAAUGACUGCGCUGUUGACUGUGACUGGAGGUCUUGUGGCUGUCAUCUACACAGACACCCUUCAAGCUCUGCUUAUGAUUAUUGGUGCCCUCACACUUAUGAUCAUAAGUAUUCUGGAGGUUGGUGGGUUUGAAGAAGUUAAAAGAAGGUACAUGUUAGCAUCACCAAAUAUCACGUCUAUCUUGUUAACCUACAACCUUUCCACUACCGAUUCCUGCAAUGUGGACCCAAAGCCUGACGCUCUUAAAAUGUUGCGUGAGCCAACAGACGAAGAUAUUCCCUGGCCUGGAUUUCUGUUGGGACAGACCCCAGCUUCUGUCUGGUACUGGUGUGCUGACCAAGUCAUAGUUCAGAGAGUUUUAGCUGCAAAAAACAUUGCUCAUGCCAAAGGAUCCACUCUGAUGGCAGGCUUCUUAAAGCUGCUGCCGAUGUUUAUUAUAGUUGUCCCAGGGAUGAUUUCACGAAUACUGUUUGCAGAUGAUAUCGCCUGCAUUAAUCCAGAACACUGCUUUCAAGUCUGCGGGAGCAGAGCUGGAUGCUCUAACAUUGCCUACCCACGGUUGGUGAUGAAACUUGUGCCAGUUGGUCUGCGGGGACUGAUGAUGGCUGUGAUGAUUGCUGCACUGAUGAGUGACUUGGACUCUAUAUUCAACAGUGCCAGCACCAUAUUCACGCUUGAUGUCUACAAACUCAUUCGGAAGAGCGCGACGUCUAGAGAACUGAUGAUUGUAGGAAGAGUCUUUGUGGCGUUCAUGGUAGUUAUAAGCAUUGCCUGGGUCCCGAUAAUCGUAGAAAUGCAAGGCGGUCAGAUGUACCUUUAUAUUCAAGAGGUAGCAGACUAUCUGACCCCACCGGUGGCUGCUCUGUUUCUUAUGGGUAUAUUUUGGAAGCGUUGCAAUGAACAGGGGGCAUUCUAUGGUGGAAUGGCUGGGUUUGUCCUCGGAGCCAUACGGUUGGUACUGGCGUUUAUCUAUCGCGCUCCGGAGUGUAACCAGCCGGAUACUAGGCCAAGCUUUAUCAAAAACAUCCAUUACAUGUAUGUCGCUACAGCCCUGUUCUGGAUCACUGGGAUUGUGACCUUUAUAGUAAGCCUGCUUACACCUCCACCUACAAAGGAACAGGUUCGGACAACCACUUUCUGGGCCGUGAGAAACAGGAAUGUGAAAGAGCAUACUGCAAAGGGGGAGCUGUACAAAGUGCAAGAAAAGAACAUCUUGAGGUGCAAUGAAAACGCUAAUCAUAUCAUUCCAAACGGCAAAUCUGAAGAAAACAUUAAAAAUAUUAAGCCUGAGGAUAUCAAUCUUCUGGUCACUUGCAGAGAUGACAGCAACCCAGUGAUUUCUGUAAGUCACUCUGAAGUCGAGACACCAGUGGAUUGCUAUUCGAACGGACAAGCAGCUUUGAUGGGUGAGAAAAAGCGUGAGGAAGAAACUGAUGAUAGAGAGAGACAUUUGAAAUUCAUAGAUUGGUUCUGUGGCUUUAAAAGUAAAAACAUGAACAAGAGAGCUGUUCGGGAGAUUGAGGAAGAGACUGUUUGUUUACAAAUGCUGGAAGAGACUCCAAAAGUUAAGCUAUUACUAAAUACUGGACUGGUCUGUGUCUGUUCGCUUGGAAUAUUCAUGUUUGUCUAUUUCUCUUUGUGAGUGAAUAGUGAACUUUUAAGGGUAUGGCUAAACAUACAGAAGUUGAUACAGGUCUCUGGAGAUUUUUUAUUUUUUUUCCAAAUAACAUAACCGCAACCCAGGCAUUGUUUACGCUAUAAUUGUAAAAUCAACUCAACUUUAGCCUAUUUAGAGACCAUUUGAGACGUGUUGUCCUAUCUCUGCUGAAGGCAGAAUGUGUUGUGUGGUGUCUUUCCCUUUUCCCCUUUGUCUUUUUUCUUCUCUUUUCUUUUCCCCAUUUGCAGUAUUAACCUUUUCUUUUUCCACAAAUACGUGUAUAAAUAUACCAAAGGCAGGCAGGUGGCUGUGUUUGAAGUCAGGCAGCUCUAGAGUUCAGUCAACAUGAAGGUGAAGAUAACAACAAGUAAUCGUUUACCUACGUGUAAAAUCUGAAACGAUUAAAGCUGUGUUGAAAGAUUUUUAAAUGUAAGGCUGUGAUACACAUUAUUGUAUAGUUGUUCUUUGUAAUGUAACUGUGUUACCUUGGCCAACUUAAUACAUAUGAAUUUCGCUCACUGCUUCUAGGUAUUUCAGUUUCUCAGUUUUCUUAUGGCAACAACAGGAUGAUAUUUUUUCUCAUCUUGUAGUAUUUAAAAUGUGAUACCUGUCAAUAGCUUUCUGUCAUUUUUCCCUGCAAGGAAAUGUCUUUUCUUUUUAAUUCACUGUUAAUUUCAUUACUGAAAAAUUGGUAUAUCUGAAAACAAAAACACCCUGGAGAUAACAAACCCUCAAUGGGGGGAGGAGGAAAGGAAUUCUCUUUAUUGGACACUUGUAGUAUGCUGAAAGAUUAUAUAUUCAACCUUGUCUGUCCCCAAACCUUUAGCCUUGUAUUGUCAUUGACAUAAUUAGGGUUAGCCUCUUUGUAGAGAGAAGCCUCCACAUAGGUUCUACCACAUAGGUUCUACCACAUGGGAGAAAGAGAAACGGGAAGCUUGCAUGUCUUCAGUUUGGUAAACACACCAAAAAAUAACCAUCUUCCUCUGUGAUGUUUGUCUAAAAGGGAAUAUGCCGCAGUCCUACCACUGCUGGGUCUGUAAAGGGACAAAAAGAAGGGGGAAGGGAGGAGGAGUCUGGGGAAAGGGGUGGAAGUGGUCCUUGUUUUCUAGAGUCCUUUUACCUAAUGCCUUACCCUACUUCUCCUUUUGCUCCCAGACCUUUUUUAAGGAAUGAGUCCUGAAGCAUUCUUUGUCAGGAGAUGAGGAGCAACUGCAGUAGUCAUCUGUGCUGGCAUUUGAGGACUCCUCAAAAAAAAAAUAAAAACAAAACACCCCAAAACCUGAACCUUUUCCUGGGCAGUCACAGGUGGUUAGUAGAUGUUGAGGCAGUCAGGGUCUCUCCUCCCAGAGGACAAUGAUGAAGUCCUCCAGUUCUGUGGGGUACAUGUGCUGGCGGGUCCAUGGGCUCCAGCAGACUGCCCCCUCAGUAAAACAGGAGGACCUGUCCCCAGCCUGGGUGCUUUUACCCUUACUGGAAACCAGCAGUGUUUAGCUUGGUGGCCAUCGCUUAGCCAGGCUACGGCCUGGUUACGUGCAUAGUCACAGGCUGGAUGAAGUCAGGGCUGGGUGUCAGGCCCUAAGACCUGCUGACAGAGUGGCCAUAUACCUUUGAGCUCCCUUACCCCACAGAACUGCCUCCAAAAAUAAUUUCUGCAGCUGUCUUUGCUCCUGAGCUUCUCUGGGGAAUUGUAUGGGAGAGCAGUAACUGGCCAGGCCAAAGACGGCCCAAGGGACCAUGCUGACUGUGUAACGGUGUAGAUUCAAGGGUCCAGAAACGUCUCCUUGGCACAGUCUAAUUUCUUAAUGUAAACUCAAGAAGUUCUGUAGAGAUGAAAUUUGAGUUAAUCUUGCCAUUGACUGCUAGAGAAAGUUUGCUUUCCAUUAGAGUGGUCCCAGAAGCUGCAGGCUGUUGAAAGAGCUUAUAGUAGCAUGAUGUAUAUAAUGCAUAUUUUCAGAUAAACUGAUCGAUGUCUAGUUGUGUGGGGGAUUUUUUUUUGUUUUGAAAUCAGUUGAAUCCUAUUAGUUCUGAGCCUUUAAUCGGAGGAUGAGAUGCCUAACUUUUGUCCACUUUUAGUUGUUGCCACUGGAAAGUAGAAUAACUGGAAAUACAGUAAUAAGUGUCAGAGCUGUCUUGUAAUAUAUGGAGGAGAGUUACCAUACCUGAGUCUUAACGUUAAUACCAGUGUGACAAGACACGUUUUCUUAGUUUGUGUGGCUGCCUUCAUUCAGGAAAAAAAAUAAAAUCUUUUUUAAUAGGACUAGGUGAAGCCCUAGUAUGUGAGGUAUGUUAAUGGAAUCUUAAUUCAUAAGCGGAGGGAACUGGGAAGGAUGAUAUUAUAUGUAAAGUAAGAUACAAAACAUAAUUAAUUGCUUCUGUUCAGGAUAAAGUAGCCUAGGAUGAAACUUUAUUGAUCACAGUGGAGUGAAAGAUAAAUUUGGAGGGUAAGGAUAAGCCUCAGAUCAGUAAUAUCUCCUUGAAAAGCCUAGGAUCUAGAAUGUCAGGUUUGGCACAGGGAAAGAGACUCAGGUGCCAGGCACUGUCCCUUAACAACUCGGCGUAUUUUUCCAUCAGUGGCUGGUACUUGGGUUUUCCAGACCAGUCCUCUUGGCUCUAGUACUAACAAAUACAUUGCCACCUAACCUGUGAAGUGAAGCCAGGUUAGCUCAGGGACCCUGUUGCUUCAUCCUUGCUUAUUUUUCCAGGGUGCCUUACGUGGUUAUGAAGUUGAAGGCAUGGCUUUUAUUGCCACCUGAAUAGUGGUUUGCUUCUCAUGUCUUUUCCCUGUUUUUUUCCUCAUUUCUUCCCCCAGGCCAUGUGCUCUUUAAACAGAGCUCUGUUUAAAUAGUUAAUGCAUAAGAUGCAUGUAUCCUGGGCAGUGUAACUACAAUCAGAUCCAUGAUGAAAUUGAUUCUUUGACCAUCAUAUGGAGUCACAAUCCUCCCCAAAUGUGCAGUGCAACAUUUGACUGUUGAAUCUGAGACACUCUGCAUUCCAGUUAAUAUAUUCCAUCUUUUGCUAAACUAACAAGUUGCUGAAUUAAUCACAGUGAUAAUUGGCAGGCAGUCAGAAUCUUUAAGAAGUAUUACUUUGCAUCCCCCCACCUUUCAGACUGUUAUUGUGAAGAAGCUUUUAAGCAAAUUGUUUCUCCAGUGUUUUUUUCUCUUAGUUGAAAACGUUUCUAUGCUACUCUCUGCCUAACGUCGGCCUCUUCAAUUGUGUUCUGCUUGUAUGUCUUAGAGGUCGUAAAACUUGCUAAUAUUCUUCGCUGCAUGUAACCACCUAAUGAAAACCCUUUAUCCAAAAAAAAAUAAUAAAUAAUAAUAAUAAAAAAAAAGGCUUCAAGCAAACUGUUGGUGAGCAAGUACCUCACCUUGAGUUACGGACUACAGUGUAAGAAGCUGCUUGAGGGUUUUUUAUAGCGUAAACAUGCCUUUGCUAAUUUUCUGGUCAUGACCUACCUAGAACCCCGGUUAAUAUGUUUUGGUUCAAGCACCAACUUUCCAGUCUGGUAAAACCACAGAGUGUCUCCCACAAUGGACAAUCGGUUCCAUAAAUUUUAAUGACUGGCCUCCUCCGAGGUGGGACUGGCUAGCUGUGCAGGGGUAGAGCCAGGAGGACACUUGGCUUCUGUCUCUGCAGCGAGGGGUUUAUUUAUUGCCUUGAACUUAGAAUGACAGUCUUGAAAAAGUUGUUUUGGAAUGACACCUUUUUUGUUGUUAUUCCCCUUAACUUAUUUUUCUGUUAAGAUAUUUUAAUCUUCUCCCAGAAAUUUGUUAAAGCCUUUUAUUUAAAUUAAAAAAAAAAAAA